AUGUUAAGCGAUCCGGUUGAAAUAGUCCUGCCAGCGGAAAGUGCAGCCACAGGUGGAUGGGAACUGGGCGGUUUUCAGGAAAAUCCCAUGGACAUGGCCAAGGAAAAUCCCCGCGGAAAGGGCAGAUUGUGCAUGAUAUUUCGCUUGGGAAAGCAUCCGAGUUGCGAGUUCGCCAAUGGACUUCCUCCUGUGGGUUCUGCCACAAUCUUAUAUGAAAACAGUCGGGAAAGAAUGAUCUAA
Drosophila rhopaloa is the source of this 240-nucleotide messenger RNA. RefSeq lists its product as uncharacterized. NCBI's taxonomy places the organism in Eukaryota, Metazoa, Arthropoda, Insecta, Diptera, Drosophilidae. The record is from RefSeq and is a predicted model, not a curated record. The transcript has a single exon. The coding region runs from base 1 to 240 and encodes 79 amino acids.